GCGAAGUUCCCUUUCAGUUCCUCCUCUAAUGUUGCCGACUGCACCGACACCAGCUGAUCUCUCCAUCACUUCGUGUUAGCUUUUUAACGCUCCCACGGAUGCAGACGGAUUUGUCUUUCGGCUCUACAACAGACUCGGUUUUUUUUGCAGGAUUACCCCCCCGAGUGCGCGGACUUCAUCAAGUUGUUCCAGGCGCUUUCUGCUUUUUACGCACAAGAUGGAAUCGGCCCCUCUGGGAAGACCAUAGAAACAAACAGGGCGCCAUACUUCACUACAGUGACAGAUACGAGACGAAGAUCAGCUUCUGGACUGAGCGGUUGUACUGACAUAAGGAAUUGAAACAAGGUUUUUCCCCAUCAGUGUGCUGCGCGGCGUUCCUUCCCAUGGACCUCAGGGUGGGCGAGCGGGGGAUGCGCCCUGGUUCGGACACAGCACUCCUCACCCCGCUGCAGCAACCUUUACUCCUCCCGCCGCCCUUCUCCCCACAGCCCCGCAGCGCUUUCUCCCAGCAGCAGCUGCAUCAGCACAUCAGGUUCAAUAUGGAGCAGAGGAGGUGGGAGCAGGAGCACCAAGAGAAACAACAGGAACUGCAGCAGCUGAAGCACAAAGACAGAAGUCAGCAGAGUGCUGUGGCGAGUUCGGCAGUGAAACAAAAGCUCCAGGAGGUGAUUCUCAAGAAGCAGAAGCAGGCGGCGCUGGAAAGGACGAGCUCAAACGCUCUGAAUGCACAUCCCGUACCGUACAGAAAGCUCGGCCCAGACCCUAAUGUACCCUCCCAGCCUCUGGUCUCGUCUCCACCACAGGGUCCAUCUGACGGUUUGGAGGGGACACCACUGCGCAGAGCAGCAUCGGAGCCCAACCUGAAGGUGAAGCACAAGCUGAAGAAUCACCUGAAAACCCGCAAGAGUCCCCUCACCCGCAAGGAGAGCGCGCCGCCAACCAUCAAGCACCGAGCUCCGGACGCGCUGGACUCUUCCCCCAGCAGCAGUAGCACUCCGGCGUCUGGCUGUAGCUCUCCCAACGACAGUCUGCCCAACGAGAACGGACUGCUGCCCUCUGCGGGCGGCCCCCUGCAUGAGGCUCAGAAGCUGCUGCUCAGAGAUGGCACCUUGUCUAACUUCACCAUCCAGAACCCGUCCACACUACCCACCAUCACACUGGGACUGCCAGUCAACCCAAGGGCUGAGGUGGAGCUCUCCUCGCUGAAAGUGGGCCGUAUUCCCGUGGUCACCGCCGGGGGCUCGCCUGUCUUCCUUCCCCUCAGCAGAGACGACCAAGCAGGGCAGAUGAACCCGCACCUGCCUGUUAUCAUCCUGGAGCCUUCUGGACUCAUGCGCACUCUCGCAGUUCCGGGCCUCGACACCGUCCCAUUGCAGUUUGCUCCGCAGUUAGACCGCCUUUCUCCAGCAGGCGUCCAGCCCCACAAGCCCUUGAGCAGAACGCGCUCCGAGCCCCUCCCUCAGAGCCCACGUGCCCUUCACAACCAUCUCCUCCAGCAGAAGCACAACCUACAGCUGCUGGAGAGGCUCAAACAGCAGACUCACCUGGGCAAGCUGAUGUCCAAGUCCAGCGAGAAGCCCAGACUGCAUCAGAUCCCGUCUGAGGACAUGGAUUCUGAGGAUGGCGGCGGGACUUCACCCACUGAGAGCGGUUAUCAGAGGAGAGCGCGGCCGGAGUCGCUGAGAGAGGCGGAGCCGGCCGGAUCCAAGGCCCGCGAAGAGCAGAUCAACCUGCAGCAUGCGCUCAUACUCAACCAGUCGUUGCUGUAUGAACAGCAGAAGCAGCUGGACCAGAUGCACCAACAAAUGGAGACCCUGGCUGUGCCUGUGUUUCGCAGCAGCAGCAGCAGCGGAGGCGCGGCCUGUGCGUUGGGCAUCCACCGGGCGCUGUCGCGUACGCGCUCUUCCCCGGCCUCCACCUCGCUCACUACGCCUGAGAACCCCCUGAGCCUGACCACACAGGACCCCGCCAGCAAGCCGCGCUUCACCACCGGGCUGGUGUAUGACUCUCAGAUGCUAAAACACCAAUGCACGUGUGGGGACAACAGCAGUCACCCAGAGCAUGCUGGGAGAAUACAGAGCAUCUGGUCACGACUGCAAGAAAGAGGCCUGAGAGGGCAGUGUGAGAGUAUCCGGGGUCGUAAGGCCACUCUGGAGGAGCUGCAGUCAGUCCAUACUGAGCGCCACGUGUUGCUUUACGGCACAAACCCCCUUAACAGACUGAAGCUGGACAACCGCAAACUGGCUGGAAUCCUCGCGCAGAGGAUGUUUGUGAUGUUACCAUGCGGCGGGGUCGGGGUGGACAACGACACCACCUGGAACGAGUCGCAUACUUCCACGGCAUCACGGAUGGCGGCGGGCAGCGUCGUCGAGCUGUCCUUCAGGGUGGCCAAAGGAGAGCUCAAGAAUGGCUUUGCUGUGGUCAGACCGCCGGGACACCAUGCUGAUCCAUCCAAUCCAAUGGGCUUUUGUUAUUUUAAUUCUGUGGCCAUAGCUGCCAAGCAGCUCCAACAGAAGCUGAAUGUCAGCAAGAUCCUCAUCGUCGAUUGGGACGUUCACCACGGUAAUGGCACCCAGGAGGUGUUUUACAGCGACCCCAGUGUUAUGUACAUUUCGCUUCAUCGCUACGAUGACGGAAACUUCUUCCCUGGCAGCGGUUCAACAGCUGAGGUUGGUUCUGGAGCCGGUGAGGGCUUCAACGUGAACGUAGCAUGGACUGGAGGACUGGACCCACCCAUGGGAGAUGCAGAGUACCUCGCUGCCUUCAGGUCUGUGGUGAUGCCCAUCGCCCAGGAGUUCUCUCCAGAUGUCGUUCUGGUGUCUGCCGGGUUCGACGCCGCCGAGGGAAACCCUGCUCCGCUGGGAGGCUACAAAGUCUCUGCCAAAUGUUUUGGCUUCCUGACCCGCCAGCUCAUGUCCCUCGCGGGAGGCCGAGUGAUUUUGGCCCUCGAGGGAGGUCACGACCUCACAGCCAUCUGCGAUGCAUCUGAAGCCUGCGUUAGUGCACUGCUGGGUAUACAGGAUGCAAUGCCAGAGGAAGUUCUGCGCCAAAAACCCAACGCCAACGCCGUCCGCUCCCUUCAGAAGGUCAUAGAAAUACAAAGUCAGUACUGGCAGAGCAUCAAGGCCCACAGCGGAUCGGUGGGCCUGUCCUACGUGGCUGCCCAGAGCCAAGACUGCGAGGAAACCGACGCCGUAAACGCUUUGGCCUCGCUCUCCGUGGGCGUCAUCUCCAACAAGAGGUGCCUGGAUGAGCCGAUGGAUCACGACAGCGACUCCAUGUAGAGGAAUCCGCAGAACUCUCCUUCAAGGGCCUGCGCCUCGCCAGCUGCGCAUCUUCCGGCGCCGUCAUGUUCGCAAUGCCACUGAGGCCCCCCACCCCCCCCCCCUCCACCCCCUCCGCACCACUCAGCCUUCUUCGCCCUCGAACCCACCAGCCGACGCAUGAUGCCGAACCUCAAAGCUAGUAACCACUUGUAGCACUACCUGCAGCUGAGAAACCUUCGGAAACCUCACCAAAGAGCAAUACAAGUCUAUCGAACAGGCUUCUCCAUCUCCUCUGACUGACAUCCAUGCUGAGAGGCAUGGGAGUGAAAAGAAAAAAAAAAAAAACACGUUGAUACAGACAGAUUUCAGAUCUGGAGAUCGGCUCUGAUCCUCCUUGAAGCACUGUGCACCAGCAGCUGAUUUGAUGCCUUAACGUUCCCUUUUUUUUUUUUGGUAAAGCCCAGCAUCAGGUUUCAUGGCGAGGAGACUUUGAACGACAAACCGUCCUCCCUUUCUGCCACGUCGCUUCGCGUGGGAGAGCCGAAGCAAAAGCUGACCAAAAGGAUACUAAACUAACCCACUGUGCGACAUCGGGAGACGGCUCAUAGACUCCACGGAGGAACACGCAAUAAUAUUUCAAAGAAAGGAAGGGAGGACUGAACAAGGAGAAGUGUACUGAGACGGUUUAACCACUAGACCAGUAAAGAACUCAAGAAAAAGAGAGAGCGGAUGAAGACACAAAACGGACAACUGUGGUUUUUUCUUAAAAAAAAAAAAAAGAAAGAAAGAAAACUAAAAAAAAGGACAAUUGUCCUUUGUUGUUUUAUUGCACUGUUCAUUCCUUAAUGUGAACCAUAAGAAAUUCCAAAGCUCUGGGAUCACACAGUUCCUCUUUGUAGUUAAUUUUUUUUUUGGAAGAUCUGGAUUAAAUAGCGUUUUGUUGUAUUUUUUUCCAAAUCUUAUUAUUGUUCCUCACUCGCUCUUUCGAUGCAGGCCGAAAUACCUUACAGUUGUAGUUCCUGCAAAGUAAAGCGGAAGAGUAGGAGAGGUUACUUUCUCCACUGCUGUUCAGUGUCUUAUUCUGUCUUGCGUACAGACGUAAAACGCAUUCCGACAUGUACAAAGCAAACUAUUAUUGUACCACUAGUAUUGAAUGCUGUAUGUUAAUGUUUAUUUUUGAGACUAAAGGCGUGAUCAUUCCACCCUGGCACCUCUGAAGACUAUUAUAUUGUUCUACAAAUGCAGUACUGUUGAUGCACUUAACGCGACUAGAGAUGCACCGAUCAGCUCCCUGUGGCCAACAUGCCAAUUUGGUGUUUGUAACUCUCCCACCUGCUAAUGCUAAUUCCAGGUUCUGUUUAAAAAAAAAAAAAAAAAACAACGACAAUAAUCUAAAAUAUAUAUAUUUACAUUGUGCAGGACAAAAAUCAGCAAAGCACAUACAAGCGGACGACAAGAAAGAGAAACGAGCACACAAACCUCUUGCAAAACUGGAAGCACGUUGUUGACAUGACGGAUGAUGUUGGGAUCCUAAAUAACCGCCGGAGAAUUUAAACAAAGGGUUAUUUAAAAUGACAGCCUAUGGCACAAUGAGCUAGAAAAGCCCCCCCCCCCCACAUUCUGUCAAACAUGUCCCGUGUACCAGGCUUCUGCAAUGAUAGAUUUUCCAUUUGUAGCACUGACACCAUCUCAUUUAGCCGUUAUACAAAACUGGCUUGGGUGGCAGAUUAAAAAAGUUAAGGAAAUGAGUUUUUAAUGCCACCAGCAUCCCGGUGUACAGCCAUCUGAAGAAGAUGGGACACCCACAUACCGCCAGGUUGGGAUGUGGAUGACAUUGCAGGAGUAUGAUCCAGAAAACAACAAAAAAAUAGCCCUCCAAAAUUCAGUUAAUAUUGGACUAAACCAGAACAAGAGACCCCGCCCCUGCCACCGCCCCCGGAUGAAUCACACUUAUCAUGGUAAAUGAUAAGUGUGAUUAAUGAAGGCUUUAAAAUCAGUAAUUGAAAACCUUCAAAAUGUUUUUUUUCCAAUGCCUUCUUGCUGUGAUAUAAUUCUUUCUUCACUUAUUUAUAACUUGAGCCGAGGUGACGUCACACUGUGUGCAUGAUAGAGCAAUCUCGGUAAUACAGGGUUUUACUGUUUGGGGGGGAAAAAAAGGCCAAACUGUUUCUAGGCUAGUUCAGUUUUCUUUAGCAUCUUGUAUUAGUGAUUUACUAAAACAUCCGUCAGAGAACGUAGACGCUUGCUUACUUACUUACUUACGUCUUCUCUGCCACAACUCUCACUGCCUUUUAAACAGCGUCUUCUGCCUUCGGCGCUUCCUUUUCCUUCCCUUUGAAACACCUCCUCGACACCGGCAGUGUCUAACUUUGAGAUCUCUGCUCUGUGUAACAUCUUCCGCGCCGAAGCGAGUUGUAAAUAGUGCAGCCGGUUGGUGCUCAGGUUUGGAUCAAGCUUAAAAUCAGAAGGUUCCCGGUCACAAGCCGAUCCCUCGGUGCAUCUCUACACACGACCCAAAGAAAACCUGCCUUAAAGCGACCUGCUCCAAAUGUUACUGUAUGGAAGUGACAUGAGAACAGGUCUAGCUUGUUUUUGUUGUUGUUGUUGUUCACAUUUUGGAUUAAGGCUCACUUCACAUAUGCAGUCUUUUCUAAACUGUAUGCUUGGGAGUAUGAUGACUCAGUCAGCUCAGAAAGUCUUUUUUAACAUAAUCUUUUGAAUAAAAAAAAAUGGUUUUGCUUAAUGAAGAAAUGUUUUUUUUCUUAAUAACGUUUAUGUCCUGCGAAGAUCUUCUGUCUGAGCUUUGAAACAGCUGCUCUUCUCGGACGGCUACAGUUUUGCCAUGGAAGCCGAUGCCAUGUGACCCUCUGAUGGUUUUAUUGUGACCUCUCUCUGUUCAGGAACUCUGCAUUCCAAACCUUAAGAAAACAAGAUUGUGUUUGUUUGUUUGUGUCGUUGUGGCGUCGCAAAGUGGAGAUGGUCAAAAUGUGUUUCGUGCAUCCCCGUGUCGCCCUCCUAUGUGUGCUGGUGUUGUUUUAGACGAGAGCUGCGGUCGGCUGAGCGUAAUUUCUGGACGACAAGCGUCGAGCUUCUCAAAGUGUUGGCUUCUAGAAAACUCCUCGAAACUUCAACUAAUUAUAAGCAAGUGUGGCUGGAUAGUUUCUCUUUGUAGGUUUUCACUCUGGAAUGCUAAAGCACUCAGAAUAGGACAGUGGAGCUAUUUUUAACUCCUUAUGUGUUUAGUUACGAAGGGGAUUCGGCCUGUAGGAAACAUCGGUUUGUCACUCAUAGAGAAACUGUGGCGGCCUUUUCUUGUAAUCAAACAAGCAUUCUUCCCAACAGAACCCCCCCCCCCCCCCACCCCCAUUUAAACAAAAGACAGUACAUAAACAUAUUUAGGAUCUCGGCGCAGCAGAGGUUUGGCUGUAUUUGCAGAAUUGAGACGAGUCUGUUUGUGUUUUUUUUUUUUUUGUUCCUCCUAAUUUUCCCGGCAGGACGUGUCAGCGCUGAAACAAAACGCUGCACCGGUCUCAUCUAGCACGGCCGGCAGCUGCGUGUCGUCUUGAGUUGUCUUGAAUGUCGUCGAGUGUGAUGCGCAGCGAUCGGUGGCUGCGUGUGCACUUCUUUCGUGUGUUUCGUGCAUGCGUUCGCAAGUAUUAAGGUGUCCGAGAGUGUCCGUCACAUACUGUAAACGAGCUCCGUAUUAAACUCUCCUCGUGUUCCUCUUACGAAGAGGCCGUUUCCGCCUCAGCUCUUAAUUCCUUUCAUUACUGAUGUAAUUUGUACAUUCUUCUUAAAGAAAGACGCUGUAAAUAGAUACCCUGAGACCAAAAUACACGUCACACGUGUGCCUUGAUGCAUUCAGUAGCAUGUGUAUUGGUAGUUUUUAACUAACUGGACUUAACAGUAACUUUGUAUCUCGAACCAUGACAUUGAAAUCUUUGUUUCAUUCUUACUUAACUUGUAUUUUCAUUCACAUUUCUUACCUGGUGUAUGUAUAGAAAGAUUGUCUAUUUUGUACUUCUUGCCUUUUCUUCUUGAUUAAAAAAAAAUAAAUUCUGCUCCAAA
Molecule: messenger RNA, 7334 nt
Organism: Fundulus heteroclitus (mummichog)
Lineage: Eukaryota; Metazoa; Chordata; Actinopteri; Cyprinodontiformes; Fundulidae
Gene: hdac7a
Product: histone deacetylase 7a
Exons: 27
Coding region: 384-3284 (966 amino acids)
Biological process (GO): negative regulation of transcription by RNA polymerase II; chromatin organization
Cellular component (GO): histone deacetylase complex
Molecular function (GO): histone deacetylase activity
Source: RefSeq, a predicted model, not a curated record